AUGUCCGUCCUCUCCUCCCCCCUCCCACUCGCCUGGUCCACCCCGCUCUCGUUCUCUCCCUCGUCUUCCGCGGGGAGAGGGGCAGUGAGGAAGAAACGGCGCUCGGCGUCGAGGCCGGGCCUGGUGGAGAAGAGGGAAUCCUCCUCUUCCACCAGCAGCUCAUCUUCCUCCUCCCUCGACACGCCCGACGAACCCCUCACGCCCCCCUCGGAUUCUCCCUCUCCCUUCCUCGCCUCCUCCUCUCACUCGCCCUUCUUCUCAUCCUCCACAAAAUCGCCAACCGCAUUCCUCGAGUACGCACUCGACUCCUCUGCCCUCCCGCGUGUGUCGAAGGACGUGAAGGGGAGGAGGGGGAGGAGGGCGCGGUCGCUUUCCCCGCCUUCUUCUUCCGGCUCCUGGACUAGGGACAGGGAAGUGAUGGCUUGGAGGACGAGGACGGGGACGAAGCAGGAGGGUGUCAGAAGAAGCGAGAAGGGAAGGCAAAGGACGAGGUUGCCCGAGGGAUGGGAACAUAUCCCCUGGAUCACCUCUUCGUCGUCCUCCGAUGACGACGACCUGCUUCUCGAAUGGACGACUCCGAGGGGUAGAAGCAGAAGCGGAAAGGAGGGAGAGGAAGAUGAAGAUCGACCCCCGAGUCCGCCCAAGACUCCUUCGCCGCGCCUUUUCGAGAGGGGGCCGAUACUCGACGUCCCGCUUCGACCUUCUCCCCUUCCGACGUCGUCGUCCGCGAUCUCGACAAGGCGAAGGUCGGUGACGAGGUCCGACCUUCCAUCCCUCCGCUUCCAACUCUCCCCUUCGCCGCCUCGCUCGUCCGCAAAAUCAACGACGAAAACUGGGGGGAAGAGUCGUUCGGCGCCGACGAGUCCGACCAAGCCGCGCUGCGAGAUUGUCGAGCUUUCGACAACGGGUGAAGGGGAGGGGGAGGGCGAGGAGCGGAGGAGGAGGCGGAAGAGUUUGAGGGAGAAGGAGGGGAGUGGGAGGAGGAGGGCUAGGGAAGAGCGGGUGGAAGGGAGGGAGGACGAUCAGAGGGAGGAGUUUGGCGCGUACGAGGUUCCGACUGAAGCCCCCGGACUGGGGAUCACCAUUCCCUCUCCCUCGACCGACGGGACCUUCGCAACCCGCCCCUCCUCUUCUUCUUCCUCCUGCCACCCCUCGCUCUCACCCUCCUGUUCCUGCGACUCGACCGACUCCUCCGACUCCUCCCCCGACGCAUCAACCAUCGACCACUUCCACCUACACUUCCAAUCCCUCCCCCUCCUCCGGCUGCGUCACGCCCUCUCGCUCGCCUCCACACUCGCCUCCCUCCCUUCCACCUCCCUCUCCUCUCAGCGCCACCUCUCCACCCCGCGUCCUUCGCACUUCACGCGCACCUCGAUCUUAGGGUCGGAACAAUACAGGCUUUAUGCGAUGGGACGCGCGAAAGCGGAGAGGACGGGUGGAGUCGGGUAUUGGGAGGGCGGGAGGGAGGUUUGGGCUGCGGUGUUGGAGAGUUGA
This is a messenger RNA of Rhodotorula toruloides NP11, 1494 nucleotides long. RefSeq lists its product as uncharacterized. The record is from RefSeq and is a predicted model, not a curated record. Lineage: Eukaryota; Fungi; Basidiomycota; Microbotryomycetes; Sporidiobolales; Sporidiobolaceae. The transcript is spliced from 2 exons. Bases 1 to 1494 code for a protein of 497 amino acids.